AUGCAAAUUAAGCUCUUCGAUGUGGUCGCGGUCAUCAUAACCCUUUGCCUUAGUGGACUGGUGGCAGCACCUGCUUCAAUAACUUCGAUUUCAAAUCUAAAGUUGGACAAAAGAAAUAAUCUGACACCUCUGGGUUUGGGAAGUUACUCUACUUCUAUUGCUUCUGUUUCAACUAAAGAACCCAUAGUUGCACCCACCGACUUGGUUGACGACAUGUUUGAUACUUUGAUCAACUUAUACUGGGAUGAGACACAAGCAAAUUUCAAUGAUAACUGCGGUGGAAGUUAUAGCGAGCCUGUAAUAUGGAAUGUUGCAGUAGCAGGUUUAGCUGCUUCUCGAAAAGGUAACGAAACGGUCAACCGUAAGGUUUAUGAGGCUCUCCAGAAAUAUAAAAAUCAUGAUUUAGGUGGAUAUUCUGCUACAACAGCCGGUAACAACGAUAUAUAUGAAGAUGACGAUUCCCAAGUAAGUUGGGUUUUUAUUAAUAAUUAUAAGGUUGAUGAAGAAGAGGAUUAUAUUGAUAGCGCAGUGAAAUUAAUAAAUUUUAUUUCUGAUCAAAAGGGACCAAAUGGUGGUAUAGAAUUCAGUUACCAAGGAAAUUAUAUUGCUUCCAUUUCUACAUUGGAAGCUGCGCUAGCUGCAGUCAGACUAAAUGAAGAAAAGUCCAACUCAACCUUGAUUUCGUUCGCUGUUGAGCAGCUUGACUGGAUAUUCGAUCACCUCUUGGAUUCAAAUGAUCAUUUAAUAUAUGAUGGCUGCGAUAAAAAAGGAAAUGUCAAUAAUGGUAAGCUCACAUACACUAUUGGAGUGGCUAUUUCUACAAUGGCAAUUCUUGUUAAACAUGGCAACACAAAACGAGAUUGGCAGGCGAUUGCAACUGAAUUUGGUGUGAGGACUUUUGGAGCUGGCAACUCUAAUUCGUUGUACUACACUAACGGCCAUCUCAACAAUGGCGUACAGUACACCCACGAUUUGUUUAAUGGCAUAACAGAUCUUUUGGAGUUAACGAUACCACUGUCAAAUUAUCAAAGACAAGCUUAUGAUAUGUUUAAGGCGGAGUUGGUCAGAGAAGCAAGACAUUAUUAUGAUGUGAACACUGUGGACAUCACUUCUGGUAACUGCGGGUCGAAUAUUACAAAUUUGCUUGACUUGGGAUCUUAUAUUCAAAUUUUUGAGGCAGUAGGAAGAAUUACGGAUAAAAUAUAG
Molecule: messenger RNA, 1206 nt
Organism: Priceomyces carsonii
Lineage: Eukaryota; Fungi; Ascomycota; Pichiomycetes; Serinales; Debaryomycetaceae
Exons: 1
Coding region: 1-1206 (401 amino acids)
Biological process (GO): carbohydrate metabolic process
Source: RefSeq, a predicted model, not a curated record